Phasianus colchicus (ring-necked pheasant) is the source of this 2835-nucleotide messenger RNA. It is a transcript of the gene TFCP2L1, whose product is annotated as transcription factor CP2 like 1. Gene Ontology annotation, biological process: regulation of transcription by RNA polymerase II. Gene Ontology annotation, cellular component: nucleus. The record is from RefSeq and is a predicted model, not a curated record. NCBI's taxonomy places the organism in Eukaryota, Metazoa, Chordata, Aves, Galliformes, Phasianidae. Gene Ontology annotation, molecular function: RNA polymerase II cis-regulatory region sequence-specific DNA binding; DNA-binding transcription activator activity, RNA polymerase II-specific.
CUGGAGCUGGUGGGAGGUGGUGGUAGCGGUGCCCUACGCGCUUCGGGGUGGGCAGCCCGGCUGGGACACUUCUCGUCCCCGCUCCCAGCGACCGCGCCGGGCUCCCCCCCUCCCCGCUGUCCCCAAGAUGCUGUUUUGGCACACGCAGCCGGAGCACUACAACCAGCACUCGACCGGCAGCUACCUGCGAGAUGUCCUUGCACUGCCGAUCUUCAAGCAGGAGGAACCACAGCUGUCUCCUGAGAAUGAAGCCAAACUGCCUCCCUUUCAGUACGUCCUCUGCACAGCCACAUCCCCUGCUGUGAAACUGCACGAAGAAACCCUGACCUACCUCAACCAAGGUCAGUCUUAUGAAAUCCGUCUACUUGAGAAUAGGAAAUUGGGAGAGUUUCAAGAUUUAAACACAAAAUAUGUAAAGAGUAUAAUUCGUGUCGUUUUCCAUGACCGACGCCUGCAAUACACAGAGCAUCAGCAGCUGGAGGGUUGGAGGUGGAGUCGGCCUGGGGACCGCAUCCUUGAUAUAGAUAUUCCGCUGUCAGUUGGAAUCUUGGAUCCCAGGGCCAGCCCCACGCAGUUGAACACCGUUGAAUUUCUGUGGGAUCCAUCAAAGAGAGCCUCAGCAUUCAUUCAGGUGCAUUGUAUCAGCACAGAAUUUACUCCACGGAAACAUGGAGGAGAGAAGGGAGUGCCUUUCCGGGUGCAAAUCGACACCUUUAAGCAGAAUGAAAAUGGUGAAUACACAGAACAUUUGCAUUCUGCCAGCUGCCAGAUCAAGGUGUUCAAGCCUAAAGGAGCAGACAGAAAACAGAAGACUGACAGGGAAAAAAUGGAGAAGAAGACCACCCAAGAGAAGGAGAAGUAUCAGCCUUCUUAUGAGACAACUAUUCUCACAGAGUGCUCUCCCUGGCCCGAUCUGCCUUAUCAAAUGAACAGUGCUCCAUCUCCAAGCUACAACAGUUCUCCAAACAGUUUCAACCUUGGAGAUGGCAACAGUUCUCCAACCCACCAAGUGGAGCUCCUGCCUCCCAGCAAUGAUCAUCUCCUUCCUUCUGCUUCUAUUCAAGAUGCCCAGCAGUGGCUUCAUCGUAAUAGGUUCUCUCCAUUCUGUAGACUCUUCUCAAGUUUUUCGGGUGCUGACUUACUGAAGAUGUCCAAAGAAGAUUUUGUUCAAAUCUGUGGGCCUGCUGAUGGAAUUCGGCUGUUUAAUGCAAUCAAAGGAAGAAAUGUAAGGCCCAAGAUGACAAUUUAUGUCUGUCAAGAACCAGAGCAAAACAGAUCCCAUCUCCACCAAAAAAGAGAGAAUGGAGAUGGCAGUCUUUGUGUAUAUCAUGCAAUCUUCUUGGAAGAGCUGACCACCUUGGAAUUAAUGGAGAAGAUUGCAAACUUGUACAGCAUUUCUCCACAGCAGAUAAAUCGAAUCUAUCGUCAGGGACCGACAGGGAUCCAUGUAUUAGUGAGCAAUGAGAUGGUGCAAAACUUCCAGGAUGAAUCUUGUUUCGUUAUCAGCACAUUGAAAGCUGAAAGCAAUGAUGGCUACCACAUCAUUUUAAAAUGACCCUGCUGCACAGAAAGACUUUGACAGCCUAAAAUUUAGUGCCUCACUGAGAUUGCUACAACCUAGACUGGAAACAUGAAGAACCUUCUGGAUAAAAUGCUCCUAUGAACUAAGAAUUACCAAACAGCUUAAGGAAAAACUUGCUUUUGCAGAUAUUCUUUUUUUUCUUUUUUUUUCUUUGUUUUGAACCUGAAGUUGAGAACACUCUCAAAGCUUGUACAUGUUUCUUCCUCCCUCCCUUCCUCUACGGUCUUAAAAACUGAGGUUUCUGCAUAUUGCUUAGAAACAUCUGCCUUGUACUAAAGGGAAAGAUAAACAAAAAAACAUUCUCUAGACCCCUCAUGGUUGGGUGAAUUGAUUUAUUUACAGUUCUGAAUGUGGCUUGUUUUUGUUGGUUUUUUUUUUUUUGCUUUCACCACACACCCCAUUGCAGAUGAACAUAGGCUCCCUGGGGAUCCUCUUUUACUCUUUGAGGUGGAAGGCUCGGGGCUUAAUCCUGCAUCAGACUGAGCAAUGCAGAGAAUAGAAUUGAUGCCCAGUCCCUACUCAGAGUGUCAAUCCUGGAAUCUUGAAAUUAGCUGCUUUCCACCUGUAGAUAUGCUUAAAGUCAAUAGACCUUGGUCUGACCUGACAGAGCUUCUUUAACAUCCAUCCAACAGAACAGUUUUACAGGGUUCAAGGGGGAACGUACAACCUGAGGCGAGCAGUUCAGUACUGUAUUCUGUCUUGAGCCUUAAAAUAAUCUUCUUGAAUUGAGUGUACGAGAAUUUACCGCGGAAAUGUUUUGAAUAUUGAAAGCUACAGAGCUGUUGACAAAUUCAUACCAUGGGCUUAUUCCACGCUACAAAGUGUUAAUUAACUGCUAUCUUUAACUGUGACUGGAAAUUAGUUUUUUUGAUCCUAGUGAGUAGUUAGGAGGAGAAAAUUAGUACAGUAUGUAAAACAGUGUUUAGAUUGAGCGUGGGUAAUGGAUCAUCUUAGUUGCUGCUUCUUGUAUUCUUGUUUUUUCACUCUUGUCUCCUGUUUCAAAUAUUCUCAACUAUUCUCAACCCCACCCUCUCGUGGUCUUUUGGGAAACCAUCCAGGCUCCAGUAGCUAAAAAAAGUGGCUUCCACUGAUGUCCAAAGGCAAACUGAAUCACACCCUUCUUGCAUGGAGUGAGUCUUUUGGUUUUUUGGCAGGUAAUUAAUAAGGCUGUCUCCCAAACCAAAUGGCCAUCUAGCAUCAAACUGUUCUACUUGAAUCUUUCAUUUCACCUAGGUUGAAAGCUGAAAUACCAA